Molecule: messenger RNA, 413 nt
Organism: Oppiella nova
Lineage: Eukaryota; Metazoa; Arthropoda; Arachnida; Sarcoptiformes; Oppiidae
Source: the annotation of a GenBank genome assembly
UGGGAAUGUAUUGGUUUCUCGUGAACCAAAACAAGGCGUCCAUCGCUUCCGUCAAGAUAUUAAGCAUAGCUUUGGGCUGGAGUUUAGGCGAAUCCAUAUUCACCCGAUUGGUUGACUUCUACCUCAACGCCCGUUCCCUUCAAUUCGAUUGGACUCACCUCUUGAGCGCCACCGAAGCCAACAUCCAUUUGUUGCAAAACAUCAGUGUCUGUGCGCUGUUGUGGCAGUGGAACAGAAGUGCAAACAAGUUGUCGAUUGUCUUAAUAAUGGUAUACUUCUUUAGAGGCCAGCCAUGGAUGCUCUCGAAUGGCAUUCUUGUCGGUCUCGCCGUAAUCGUAGAGAAUCUCAUCGUUUUCAUGGAUGUCUUUGAGAGCAAUGAACACGAGAUGUGGUCUCCCAUUGGACUCAAUUAA